AUGGAGAAUUCCGCAAUUCAUUUAUAUCGCGAAAGGGAACAAAAAAACUGGACGGAACGCAACACAGCAAUCAUUCAACGAAUUCGCGAGGCAUCUUUCGAAAAAGAUGUGGCACAUUUGUCGUAUAUUCAUAUACUUGAUCUACACGAAGACGGUGUGAUUAAACCACACAUCGACAGUAUCAGGUAUUGUGGUGAUGUUAUCUCAGGAAUUUCCCUCUUAUCAGAUGCCGUUUUGCGUUUAAGACAUAAAGACAGAAAAGAUGAACUGAUUCUCGAUAUAUUGAUUGAAAGAAGAAGUCUCUACAGAAUUGGAGAUUUUAGUAGAUAUGAGUUUACGCAUGAAGUUCUCUCCAAGAAUGAAUCAUUUUUCAUGGGUGAAUCCGUGCCAAGAAAGCGCCGGAUCUCAAUUAUAUGUCGUGAUUUACCUAAGACAUUUGUAGAAGCACAGAAAAAAUUACUUGAACAUUUCAAAAAUAAAAAAUAA
Molecule: messenger RNA, 486 nt
Organism: Dracunculus medinensis (Guinea worm)
Lineage: Eukaryota; Metazoa; Nematoda; Chromadorea; Rhabditida; Dracunculidae
Source: the annotation of a GenBank genome assembly